Racocetra fulgida is the source of this 125-nucleotide messenger RNA. NCBI's taxonomy places the organism in Eukaryota, Fungi, Glomeromycota, Glomeromycetes, Diversisporales, Gigasporaceae. The record is from the annotation of a GenBank genome assembly.
AUCAACAUUGUCCUCAAGCUCUAGUAGCUCAGGAGCUACUAGUAGUAAAGAUGAAAGUGAGCUGGAAGAUAAAUCGGUUAAAAGAAGAAAAAGUAGAUCGGUUAGUAAGAGAAAAGAUAGAUCAG